This is a messenger RNA of Rangifer tarandus platyrhynchus (Svalbard reindeer), 861 nucleotides long. Lineage: Eukaryota; Metazoa; Chordata; Mammalia; Artiodactyla; Cervidae. The record is from the annotation of a GenBank genome assembly.
AUGUUGCUGCCUAUCAUGGCGGCGCUGCUGCGUAUCAGGGCGCCUUUACUACGCACCUCAGGACGCAGCCGCGGCCCGUCAAAUGUUUCGGCGUACUGCUGGAGCAGCACUGGUGCCUUUCAUGCUAAUUUCUCACGAACAGCUCUGCUGUACGACAAUCAGGAGGCACACUGGUGCUUCUGCGUUUCACGGCGUCUUUCAGCACCCCACGCCUCAGCGGCCCGUCGAUUGUUCGGCCUAUGCUGGGGCAGCACUGAUGCCUUUCCUUAUAACUUUUCACGACCACUACGGGUGUACGACAAGCAGGAUGGACACCGCGGCGCCGCCGCGUUAUCACGGCGACGCUGCUGCGUGUCACGGCGUCUUCCAGCACCCCCAGGGCGCAGCCGCGGAGGCCCGCCGGUGCUGCUGCGUGUCACGGCGUCUCUGCGAAUCAUGGCGUCUUUUAACACGCCGCGCCUCAGCGGCCCGUCAAAUGUUUCGCCUAUUGCUGGAGCAGCACUGACUGGUUUUAUGCUAAUUUCUCACGAACAAUACAGCUGUACGACAAGCAGGAGGCACACCCGUCCAGCUCCCUUGCGCAUCAUGGCGUCUUUCAGCACCCGCGGCCCGUCGAUUGUUUCGGCGUAUUGCUGGAGCGGCACUGAUUGGCUUUAUGCUAGUCUCUCACGAACUGUACAGCCGUACGACAAGCAGGAGGCACAGCUGUGCUGCUCCACGCGUAUCAUGGCGGCGCUGCUGCGUAUCACGGCGUCUUUCAGCACUUCACGCCUUAGCGGCCGGCCGACUGUUUCGGCGUAUUGCUGGAGUUACGUUAUAUAUACACACGCAUACAUAUAUAUAGACGUUGACGUUGAAUGA